AUGCCCCCAUCAGGCACCUCAUUCACGGCCCUCAACCUACCGCCAACCUUCCAACUACCCCAAUGCAUGGAAUACUUCACCCUACCGGCGGGCCCAAACACAGACCUCUGGCGCAAACCACCAAACGGCGACACAUCGACCGCCCCAAUCGUGUUCACAUCUCUCCGCCACCCCUUCGUCGUAGCCGAAGUAACGGUGAGCGCAGACUGGGAGCUCGAAUGCGACCAAGGCGGGCUAGUCAUCUUCGCCGGCGCCGCACCACACGCGCAAUCCACCCUCUUCUCAGAGGUUGACACGGCGCACGCACCGACCCCGGUAUCGACGCCAGGCUGGCGAGCCGGCACCAGCGCCGGAUCGGCGGGGUCUGACCCGCGCUUCCCGUGUAAAUGGGUCAAGGCCGGCAUGGAGUUUUCGUCGGGAAGCGUGAAUGCCUCGUCUGUCAGUGCGACUGCUGAUGGGGCGGAUUGGUGUCUUUCGCCACUAGCGUCGGCGGGCCCUGGCAUGGGGACGGGAAUGGGGAUGGGGAUGGGAGUGUCGACUGGGAUGCAAUCGCUGCGUAUCAAGCUUGAGCGGGUGGGAUUUGCAUUGUGGAUUUGGUAUCAGGUUCCGUCGGCGCUGCCGUAUGCUCUGUCGCCUGGGGCGGUGGGUAGCACAUGGAAGAAGCUGCGCGAGGUUACGUGGUUCUUUUAUGGGGUCGAGGAUAAGUUUGUGCAUGUGGGCGUCUAUGCCAGUCGGCCGACGGGGUUGUCGGGUGGGGAGAAUGCGUGGGAUGCUAUGCCUGGCAUGGCUCUUGAUGGUUCGUUGCCGGCUGGUUCGGGGGAUGGGUUGGUUGUUGAGUUUGAAGAUCUGGAAAUCUUCUAG
Messenger RNA from Penicillium nucicola, 861 nucleotides. RefSeq lists its product as uncharacterized. The coding region runs from base 1 to 861 and encodes 286 amino acids. The record is from RefSeq and is a predicted model, not a curated record. Lineage: Eukaryota; Fungi; Ascomycota; Eurotiomycetes; Eurotiales; Aspergillaceae. The transcript has a single exon.